Molecule: messenger RNA, 9926 nt
Organism: Pseudophryne corroboree (corroboree frog)
Lineage: Eukaryota; Metazoa; Chordata; Amphibia; Anura; Myobatrachidae
Gene: TENM3
Product: teneurin transmembrane protein 3
Exons: 34
Coding region: 630-9095 (2821 amino acids)
Biological process (GO): neuron development; heterophilic cell-cell adhesion; signal transduction
Cellular component (GO): neuron projection; membrane
Molecular function (GO): cell adhesion molecule binding; protein homodimerization activity; protein heterodimerization activity
Source: RefSeq, a predicted model, not a curated record
UAAGGAGGUAAGAGAGCAACGGAGCUAGCUGAUACACAGCCAGGUUGCUGCUGGCUGCAGUGUAUAGACUGAGAAGCUGCUGCUGCUGCUGCUGGUCUCCCCCUUGCUCUGUGCUGGGGAGGAGCUAGCUUGGCUCCUGGGUAGAGGCAGAAGAAGCAGCUGCUUCACGUGUGUGCCUGGCACUGGCUAUUGCUGGAGCUGCUCCCAGCCUGGGCAACUUCUUCCAGCGUCCCUGCUCUAUCCCCCAAUCAAGCAGCACAUGACCUAGGGAGGUCUGCUAGAAGGGGGUGUGUGUGACUGUGAUCCAUGCUUGGAGGAGAAACUCCCUGGCAGGACCAAGAAACAAGUGUGGACUGUACUGCUCCAGGACUGGUGGCCGGCUGGGACUGAAGCACAAGUUGUACCCUUCCAGUCGUCCCUUGUUUGCAUUGAUUUGCCAUUCCCAUGAUGUUUUCCAGGUUGGGAUCCAGAGAGAGGGAAGUGCUCAGAGUGGAGAAGAAUGAAAGUAACGAUUUAAUUUCCAUGACGGUGUAAAACAUCCCUGGUAACAGCCUGCAUCAAAGAUAAAUCAAGUGUGAGAAGCAAUUUUCAAGUACGUCGGACUGUUGUGGGCACAGAAUGAACUUAAUAUGGAUGUAAAAGAACGUAGGCCUUAUUGUUCCCUGACAAAGAGCCGGCGAGACAAAGAAAGACGUUACACCAAUUCUUCGGUGGACAAUGAUGACUGUAGAGUGCCUACACAAAAAUCGUACAGCUCAAGCGAAACCCUGAAAGCUUUUGAUCAUGAUUCUUCACGGCUGCUUUACGGAAACAGGGUGAAAGACCUGGUUCACAGAGAAGUAGAUGAAUAUCCCAGACAAGGACAGAACUUUACCUUAAGACAGCUAGGUAUCUGUGAACCAGCAUCUCGCCGGGGACUGGCAUUUUGUGCAGACAUGGGACUGCCACACAGAGGCUACUCUAUCAAUGCAGGUUCAGACGCCGAGCCUGAAAAUGAAGGGGUGAUGUCUCCAGAGCAUGCAAUGAGACUUUGGGGCAGGGGGGUGAAAUCCGGGCGCAAUUCCUGUCUCUCAAGUCGUUCCAACUCAGCCCUGACACUGACUGACACAGAGCACGAGAACAAGUCUGACAGCGAAUCUGGUUCUCCCAUGCCAUCCUCAUCUUCUAGUGCUUCAGUUAUUGAGCAUUUACAUCCCCCUACUCCAUCAUCCCAUCUCCAUGACAACCAGAGGUGGUUAUUAAGUGCUAGUGCCAAGCAGUCAAUUCAGGGCUCUGAUGACGAGUUCAAUGCCAGCACACGUUUGGUGCAUACAACCUUUCUGGCAGAGAGUGUGCAAUGUCAUGAGCAAUCGCCAAACAGCCAAGGUCAAUCAACUUUGCAGCCUUUACCACCUCCUCACAAGCAGCAUCCCGCAGUACAGCAGCCGUCCAUCACAUCCCUCAACCGCAAUUCUCUGACACAUAGGAGGAACCAAAGUCCGGCCCCGCCGGCUGCGCUGCCCGCCGAGCUGCAAACCACACCUGAGUCCGUCCAGCUGCAGGACAGCUGGGUCCUUGGCAGUAAUGUGCCACUGGAGAGCAGAAAAUUAGCAAAUCACCCAGUACUUGAAAAUGGGCAUGACAACCUGAUAGAGAUGGCUGUGUUUCCACCACCUUGCCAUGAUGGAGACUAUGGGGAUGGGCAUUUUCUAUUCAAAACAGGAACAGGGACAACCCCACUGUUUAGCACUGCUACACCCGGAUACACAAUGGCAUCUGGCACUGUUUAUACUCCUCCCACGAGACCACUUCCUCGGAACACCUUAUCAAGAAGUGCUUUUAAAUUCAAAAAGUCCUCAAAGUACUGUAGUUGGAAAUGUACAGCACUCUGUGCCGUAGGGGUAUCCGUACUAUUGGCAAUACUACUCUCCUAUUUCAUAGCCAUGCAUCUGUUUGGCCUCAACUGGCAGCUACAGCAGACAGAAAAUGACACUUUUGAGAAUGGAAAAGCAAACUCAGACAUGGUGCCAACACAUACUGUAUAUGUGCCACCUGGUGAUAAUGGAAAAUCUGGUGGUCUUGGACAAGAAAACAAUACAAUUGACUCUGGGGAGCUGGACGUAGGACGAAGAGCAAUGCAAGAGAUCCCUCCAGGUGUGUUUUGGCGAUCGCAACUCUCCAUCGACCAGCCGCAGUUCCUAAAGUUUAAUAUCACUCUUCAGAAAGAUGCACUCAUUGGAGUGUAUGGCAGGAAAGGAUUACCACCGUCACACACGCAGUACGAUUUUGUGGAACUUCUGGAAGGAAGCAGAUUAAUUUCAAGAGAGAAACGCAACCUGCUGGAGUCUGAGAAGGCUGCUCGGCUUCCGAGGUCUGUCAGUUUAUACGAAGCUGGCUUCAUCCAGUAUCUGAACUCCGGAAUCUGGCACAUAGCAUUUUAUAAUGACGGCAAAAAUCCUGAACUGGUGUCCUUUAACACAAUAGUAAUAGAGUCCGUUGUGGAAUGUCCCAGAAAUUGUCAUGGAAACGGAGAAUGUGUUUCAGGAACCUGCCAUUGUUUUCCUGGGUUUCUAGGCCCCGAUUGUUCAAGAGCAGCCUGUCCUAUAUUGUGUACUGGGAAUGGUCAGUACGCCAAGGGACGCUGUCUCUGUUACAGUGGCUGGAAAGGAACGGAGUGUGAUGUGCCCAGUACGCAAUGUGUCGAUUCUCUUUGUGGUGGACAUGGAAUUUGUAUCAUGGGAUCCUGUGCGUGUAACUCCGGUUAUAAAGGAGAAAACUGUGAGGAAGCUGAUUGCCUGGAUACAAUGUGUUCCUAUCAUGGGGUUUGUAUUCACGGAGAAUGCCACUGCAACCAAGGAUGGGGAGGUAGUAACUGUGAAAUCCUGAAAUCUAUGUGUCCAGACCAGUGUUCCGGCCACGGCACAUACAUUCAAGAAUCUGGAAGCUGUACUUGUGAUCCCAACUGGACUGGACCUGAUUGCUCAACUGAAAUUUGUGCCGUUGACUGUGGCUCCCAUGGUGUCUGCAUGGGUGGAUCGUGCCGGUGUGAGGAAGGAUGGACAGGGCCUUCCUGCAGCCAAAGAGCCUGCCACCCUCGCUGCUUGGAGCAUGGUACCUGCAAAGACGGAAAGUGUGAAUGUAACCAGGGCUGGAAUGGAGAGCAUUGCACAAUUGCUCACUAUUUGGAUAAGAUAGUUAAAGACAAGAUAGGAUAUAAAGAAGGUUGUCCGGGACUCUGUAACAGCAAUGGAAGAUGCACCCUGGACCAAAAUGGAUGGCACUGUGUGUGUCAACCGGGCUGGAGGGGAGCAGGCUGCGAUGUAGCCAUGGAGACAUUGUGUGCGGACAGUAAGGACAAUGAAGGAGAUGGCUUAAUCGACUGUAUGGACCCAGACUGCUGCUUGCAGAGCUCCUGCCAGAAUCAGCCGUAUUGCCGAGGUCUACCUGAUCCACAGGACAUUAUCAGCCAGAGCCAGCAGUCACCGUCCCAGCAGGCUGCCAGGUCUUUCUACGAUAGGAUCAGCUUCCUCACAGGACCUGACAGCACCCAUGUCAUACCUGGAGACAACCCUUUCAAUAAAAGCCUUGCUUCUGUAAUCCGAGGCCAGGUUCUCACAGCCGAUGGAACACCACUCAUUGGAGUUAAUGUGUCAUUUCUACAUUACCCGAACUAUGGAUACACAAUCACACGCCAAGAUGGAAUGUUUGACCUGGUUGCCAACGGUGGUGCCUCUCUUACACUCAUGUUUGAAAGAGCUCCAUUCCUGACACAAUAUCACACUGUCUGGAUCCCAUGGAAUGUGUUUUAUGUCAUGGACACCCUGGUUAUGAAGAAGGAGGAGAAUGAAAUACCAAGUUGUGACCUGAGUGGGUUUGUCAGACCGAACCCUGUUAUAGUGUCUUCUCCACUGUCCACGUUCUUCAGAUCAUCUCCUGAGGACAGCCCUAUAAUCCCUGAGACACAGGUGCUUCAUGAAGAGACGACCAUUCCAGGGACAGAUCUUAAAUUAUCCUAUUUGAGUUCAAGAGCUGCAGGCUAUAAAUCUGUUCUUAAAAUUACAAUGACUCAUUCUGUAAUACCGUUCAAUCUAAUGAAAGUUCAUCUCAUGGUCGCAGUGCUUGGAAGACUUUUCCAAAAAUGGUUCCCAGCGUCACCUAAUCUUUCAUACACCUUCAUAUGGGAUAAGACCGAUGCCUAUAACCAAAAAGUGUACGGAUUGUCGGAAGCUGUGGUGUCUGUUGGGUAUGAAUAUGAAUCGUGCCUUGACCUUACACUUUGGGAGAAGAGGACAGCAAUUUUGCAAGGCUAUGAGUUGGAUGCCUCCAAUAUGGGUGGCUGGACUCUGGAUAAACAUCAUGUUUUGGAUGUCCAGAAUGGUAUCCUCUACAAAGGGAAUGGAGAAAACCAGUUCAUAUCUCAGCAACCACCUGUCGUUAGCUGCAUUAUGGGGAAUGGCAGAAGGCGGAGCAUCUCAUGCCCUAGUUGCAAUGGCCAGGCUGACGGCAACAAACUUCUUGCGCCUGUGGCCUUGGCUUGUGGACUUGAUGGAAGUUUGUAUGUGGGAGAUUUCAACUUCAUCCGACGAAUAUUUCCAUCAGGAAACGUAACCAGUGUGCUUGAGCUUAGGAAUAAGGAUUUUAGACACAGUAGCAACCUGGCUCACCGGUAUUACCUGGCUACUGAUCCUGUAACUGGAGAUCUGUAUGUUUCUGAUGCAAACACACGCAAAAUAUAUCGUCCUAAAUCACUCAUGGGGGCAAAAGAUUUGAUCAAGAAUGCAGAAGUGAUCGCUGGCACGGGGGAGCAAUGCACACCAUUUGAUGAGGCGCGGUGCGGAGAAGGAGGAAAGGCUGUGGAGGCAACACUCACCACUCCAAAAGGUAUUGCUGUGGAUAAGAAUGGAUUAAUCUACUUUGUGGAUGGAAAGGUCAUCAGAAGAGUGGAUCAGAAUGGAAUAAUAUCCACAUUACUUGGCUCAAACGACUUGACCUCGGCACGUCCUUUGACCUGUGACACAAGCAUGCAUAUCAGCGAGGUGAGACUGGAAUGGCCCACAGACUUGGCCAUUAAUCCAAUGGAUAACUCUAUUUAUGUUCUGGACAACAACGUAGUUUUGCAGAUCACUGAAAACCGUCAGGUCCGCAUUGCUGCAGGAAGGCCCAUGUAUUGCCAAGUACCUGGUGUUGAAUACUCAGUAGGAAAAUAUGCUGUUCAAGCAAUAUUAGAAUCUGCCACAGCUAUUGCAGUGUCUUAUAAUGGGGUCCUUUACAUCACAGAAACAGAUGAAAAGAAGGUCAACCGGAUUCGACAGGUAACUACUGAUGGAGAAAUUUCACUGGUUGCUGGCAUACCAUCGGAAUGUGACUGCAAAAAUGACGCCAACUGUGACUGCUACCAAAAUGGAGAUGGUUAUGCAAAGGAUGCUAAGCUGAGUGCUCCAUCGUCACUGGCUGCAUCCCCGGAUGGCACAUUAUACAUCGCAGACUUGGGAAAUAUCAGAAUUCGGGCUGUCUCCACAAACAAGCCUGUUCUUAAUUCAAUGAAUUAUUAUGAGGUUGCCUCACCAACUGAUCAAGAACUAUAUAUGUUUGAUGUUAAUGGUACCCACCAAUAUACCAUGAGCUUAAUAACUGGAGACUAUUUAUAUAACUUUAGCUAUAGUAAUGAAAAUGAUAUAACUGCAGUGACCGACAGCAAUGGAAACACUCUCCGCAUCAGACGGGAUCCGAACCGCAUGCCAGUGAGAAUUGUUGCACCCGAUAAUCAAGUGAUCUGGCUGACAAUAGGUACUAAUGGCUGCCUGAAGAGCAUGACUGCCCAGGGACAGGAAUUGGUGUUGUUUACCUAUCAUGGCAACAGUGGACUUCUUGCUACUAAAAGUGAUGAAACUGGCUGGACGACCUUCUUUGACUACAACAGUGAAGGUCGUCUUACCAAUGUAACGUUCCCAACCGGUGUGGUCACAAAUCUCCAUGGGGAAAUGGACAAAGCCAUCACAGUAGAUAUAGAGUCAUCUAGCAGAGAGGAAGAUGUCAGCAUUACUUCCAAUCUAUCUUCAAUUGAUUCCUUCUAUACAAUGGUUCAAGAUCAGUUGAGAAACAGCUACCAAGUUGGUUAUGAUGGUUCUGUCAGAAUUAUCUAUGGCAAUGGAAUGGAUUUUCACUUCCAGACGGAGCCUCAUAUUCUGGCUGGGCCAGCUAAUCCAACUAUGACAAAGAGAAAUAUGACUCUUCCAGGAGAGAAUGGGCAUAACCUGGUAGAAUGGAGGUUCCGUAAAGAACAAGUGCAGGGAAAAGUCAAUGUGUUUGGCCGGAAGCUCAGAGUAAAUGGCAGAAACCUACUUUCAGUUGACUAUGAUCGAACCAUGAAGACAGAAAAGAUCUAUGAUGACCAUCGAAAAUUCACCCUGAAGAUUACCUAUGAUAGUGCGGGCCACCCCACUCUAUGGCUCCCCGGAACAAACUUCAUGGCAGUCAAUGUCACCUACUCAUCAACCGGCCAGAUUGCCAGCAUUCAGCGUGGCACCACCAGUGAGAAAGUCGACUAUGAUGGGCAGGGCAGGAUUGUAUCAAGGUCAUUUGCAGAUGGCAAGACCUGGAGUUACACUUACCUAGAAAAGACAAUGGUCUUGCUGCUUCACAGUCAACGGCAAUACAUUUUUGAAUAUGAUUUAUUGGACAGGCUCUCCGCGAUCACAAUGCCUAGUGUUGCCAGACAUACAAUGCAAACGAUCCGUUCCAUUGGUUAUUACCGAAACAUAUAUAAUCCCCCAGAAAGCAAUGCAUCCGUUAUAAUGGAUUACAAUGAAGAAGGCCAGCUUUUGCAAACAGCUUUCCUGGGGACAGGUCGCCGAGUUCUGUAUAAAUACAAGAGACAAACAAAAGUAUCAGAAGUCCUAUAUGAUAGCACAAGAGUUAGCUUUACGUAUGAUGAGACUGCAGGGGUCCUGAAAACAGUUAAUCUUCAAGGAGAUGGGUUUAUUUGCACCAUUCGAUACCGGCAGAUUGGCCCGUUGAUUGAUCGCCAGAUAUUCCGCUUCAGUGAAGAUGGCAUGGUGAAUGCAAGAUUUGACUACAGUUACGACAAUAACUUCAGAGUGACAAGUAUGCAGGGCGUAAUCAAUGAAACCCCAUUGCCCAUUGAAUUAUAUCAGUUUGAUGAUAUAUCCGGAAAAAUGGACCAGUUUGGAAAGUUUGGUGUUCUCCAUUACGAAGUUAUCAAGGUAAUUUCAACAGCUGUAAUGACUUACACUAAGCACUUUGAUGCCCAUGGCCGAGUUAGGGAAGUCCGGUACGAUGUCCUAAGGUCAGAAAUGUAUAGACUUACUAUACAGUAUGACAGCAUGGGAAGAGUUACAAAACGGGAAAUUAAAAUUGGGCCUUUUGCAAACACCACUAAAUAUGCCUAUGAAUAUGACGGCGAUGGACAGCUACAGACAGUUCUGCUGAAUGAAAAAAUAAUGUGGAGAUACAAUUAUGAUCUGAAUGGUAAUCUCCAUUUAUUGAACCCUAGUAACAGUGGACGAUUAACCCCGCUACGCUAUGAUCUGAGAGACCGGAUAACAAGACUAGGUGAUGUUCAAUAUCGAUUAGAUGAAGAUGGUUUCCUGCGUCAGAGAGGGACGGAGAUCUUUGAGUAUAGCUCCAAGGGCCUUCUGACCAGAGUGUACAGCAAAGGCAGUGGCUGGACAGUUAUAUACCGUUACGAUGGUCUUGGUCGUAGAAUAUCCAGUAAAACCAGUCUUGGAAAACACCUGCAAUUUUUUUAUGCCGAUCUUAAUUAUCCCUCUAGGAUAACCCAUGUGUAUAACCAUUCUAGCUCGGAGAUCACCUGCCUUUAUUAUGAUCUCCAAGGACACCUGUUUGCAAUGGAAAUAAGUAGUGGAGAAGAAUUUUACAUUGCCUCAGACAACAAUGGCACACCUCUAGCUGUUUUUAGCAGCAAUGGCCUCAUGCUGAAACAUGUCCAGUACACCGCUUUUGGAGAGAUAUAUUUUGACUCUAACCCUGACUUCCAGCUAGUUAUUGGAUAUCAUGGAGGUUUGUAUGAUCCACUCACUAAGCUUGUCCACUUUGGACAGAGGGACUAUGACAUAUUGGCAGGACGCUGGACCACUCCUGAUAUUGAGUUAUGGAAGAAGAUUGGAAAGGACCCAGCACCCUUUAAUUUAUACAUGUUUAAAAACAAUAAUCCUGUCAGUAGACUCUACGAUAUCAAGGAUUACACAGAUGUUAACAGCUGGCUGAUGACAUUUGGGUUCUAUCUACACAAUUCCAUUCCUGGCUUCACAGCCCCUAAACUUGACCUAUCGGAACCAUCAUAUGAACUUUUGAAGAGUCAGCAAUGGGAUGAUGUACCGCCAAUUUCUGGAGUACAGCAACAGGUUUCAAGACAGGCAAAGGCUUUCUUGUCUCUAGGGAAAAUUCCUGAGAUUCAGAUUAGUAGACCUAAAACCAGAGAUGAGAAAUCAUGGCUGUGGUUCGCGACUGUGAAGUCUCUCAUUGGGAAAGGCGUCAUGCUGGCUGUGAAUGAAGGCAAAGUCAUCACUAACGUUCUCAAUAUUGCAAAUGAGGACUGCAUCAAGGUUGCAGCAGUUCUAAACAAUGCCUUUUACCUGGAGAACCUACAUUUCACCAUCGAGGGAAGAGACACCCACUAUUUCAUCAAAGCCACCACUCCUGAAAGCGACCUUGGAACCCUGAGGUUGACUAGUGGCCGUAAAGCCUUAGAAAACGGCAUUAAUGUAACUGUAUCCCAGUCUACCACAGUAGUGAAUGGAAGAACUCGCAGGUUUGCUGAUGUGGAAAUGCAGUACGGUGCUCUUGCCUUGCAUGUACGUUAUGGCAUGACCCUUGAUGAGGAGAAAGCUCGGAUCCUGGAACAAGCUAGACAGCGAGCCCUAUCACAUGCCUGGGCCAGGGAACAGCAGAGGGUGAGAGAUGGUGAGGAGGGCGCUAGGUUGUGGACUGAAGGAGAGAAAAGGCAGCUGCUAAGUGCUGGGAAAGUACAAGGAUAUGAUGGGUACUAUGUACUCUCUGUGGAGCAAUACCCUGAGUUAGCAGACAGCUCUUACAAUAUACAGUUUCUCAGACAAAGCGAGAUUGGAAAAAGGUAACACACUGGCCUUGCUGAGGCUGCCAAAGAGACAUAACACGCGUGCUUCCUCUAAAUGGGAGACGGAAACGUUUUGCUGCAUAGUUAUUUGAGCCGAAACAGUACGUUGGUUCAAAUAUCCUCUCUGUAGCACAAUCUCUAUCAGACUCUGCGAAUAGGAGAGCUUUUCUGGGGAAUGGAAAUGCUGUUUGCAAAACCCCUUUGUUUUUAUGAAUGACCUUAAGGUGAUCUGCUUUAAGAUAAUGUUUACAUAUGCAUAUCACUGCACUCGGACUGGAGAGUAAAGCCUAUAGAUUUUGUGGUAGGCUAUAUCUAUGUUCAUCCAGGCACUGUAUUUAAAAAAAAAAAAGAAUCAAACAAAAUAUCUGUACAGUGUUUCUGAAUAUUAUUGAAAUGUCAACCUUUGCUUACCAAGAGUAGUUUCUCGAUUCUCUCUCUCUCUUUCUCUCUGCAUAGGAUGUGGUAUAUAUCAUUGUUCAUUUUGAAACGUGGAGCAAAAUUACUGUUUAUAGACAGUUCAACUGCUUUUUCUGUGCUGCUUUAUAAAACAAGGACGAUGAAUUGGCACAAGUGACUUAUGCUACCAUGUGACUUUAAAUACCGAUUUUACAAUGCUCUAACAUGGUUUGCCUUGAAAAACUAUUGCAAGUAGAAUUCUCUUCAAGUUUGAGCAAAGGAAUCCGUUUUUUUUGUAAAUUAUGUGAAACAAGUUGUUUAUGGAUUUUUAUAGGAAUUACAAUUUACUGUACAUCAAAUAUUAGUCUCAGAGGAGUUAAUUUAUGUAAAAGUGUUUCAGAAAAUUUAUAUAUAAAAUAAAAUGAUAAAAAAUGAA